AUGAUGAAUCAAUCAGCUGCAUAUCAUUACAUGUUUAAAUAUAUUAUUAUUGGAGAUUCUGGAGUUGGAAAAUCAUGUAUUUUACUACAAUUUACGGAUGACCGAUUUGAUUCGAGGUCUGAAUGUACAAUUGGAGUUGAAUUUGGUACCAAAACGAUAGACCUUGGUGCUAAAUAUAAUCAUAUCAAAAUUAAGACUCAAAUAUGGGAUACAGCUGGUCAAGAAGCCUUUCGAUCCAUUGCUCGAUCGUACUAUCGAUGCAGUGCUUGUGCAUUUCUCGUUUAUGACAUUACUAGAAGGAGUACAUUUGAAUCAGUUCAAACAUGGCUCACAGAUGCUCUCUCAAACAACUCUAAUCAUUCUCAAUUAAUUGUAGUAUUGAUUGGAAACAAAACAGAUCUCGCCAAAACACAACGACAAGUAUCCUAUAAGGAAGGUUUAGAAUUUGCAGAAAAGAACAAAAUUCACAUGUUUCUCGAGACCUCUGCCAAGACAGCUGAAAAUGUGUACAAGGCAUUCUUGGAAAGUUCUGAAUUAAUUUACAAAAAGAUUCAAGCUCAUGAAAUUAUGGUUGGAGGUAUGGAUGACGAUGUUGUUGGAAGCGGUGUGCGAUGUGGUCCACUCUUAAUGCAACAUCAAACAAGUAUGAAUAGUAGUAGUAGUAGUAGUAGUGGUACUCCCAUAAAAACAAAUCCCUCAAAUACCAAUCGAAUUAAGGGAAGUGAAUUAGGAUAUACCAUUCGAAAUCCUAGUAGUAGUAAUAACAACCAUUCAACCACAUCAUCUUCCUCCACUUGUGCCUGUGCUGGAAGUAGAAGAGAAACUGGAGAGUAG
This is a messenger RNA of Naegleria fowleri, 834 nucleotides long. RefSeq lists its product as uncharacterized. The coding region runs from base 1 to 834 and encodes 277 amino acids. NCBI's taxonomy places the organism in Eukaryota, Heterolobosea, Eutetramitea, Acrasida, Naegleriidae. The transcript is spliced from 4 exons. Gene Ontology annotation, molecular function: GTP binding; GTPase activity. Gene Ontology annotation, cellular component: Golgi apparatus. The record is from RefSeq and is a predicted model, not a curated record.